UCUCUCUCUCUCUCCCUCCCUCCUCUCUCACUCUCUCUUUAAAAAAAAAAAAGAUUAUUAACUCUCAAAGCUCAGUUUUAUUUGCAGCUUAUGAAUAUAGGAUGGCAUCUCAUUUUUUUAGAUUACCCACAAGGUCCUUUAGGUACCUUCUUAUUGCUACCAUACUUAGGCCUGAAUGUCUGAUUGAUGAGAUAUUUCAAGAAGUUGGAACUUUUAGAAGGGGUUGUCCAUAAGAUUGUGAGGCUAUGGAACUAGAUAAGCAUUACUUCCAGUACUAUUAACUCAAUUAAUAAUACAUUUUGAAUCGUAUCAUUUUCUGGAGAUGUGGAAAGAGAAUAGGAGCUGAACUCCCUUAAAAUUAGCAUCAAAGAGAACUGAUGUCUGUAGAGAAGCGCCUAAAUCCAUUGGUUACUUAUUCACAGUCAUCUUUGGGAAUCUGUGGGGUGUUUCUUAUUAGCGAAAGGGGAGGAUGGCCAUGAAUGUUUUAAUUUUUUAAAACAAAGCACUACCUAUUUAUAGUGGAAAUUUUGAGGAAAAUAGAGAAGGUAAAUAAAUCACUUAAUUUUUAGAAACAGAUAUGCCUCCUUUUCUAUCCCUAGAUGCAUUACUAUAUAAAUUUUUUAUUAGCAUAUGUUUUGUGAUCUUUUUCAUUUACUAUCUGGCUAAUACUUCACCAUGUCAAUAAGUACCCUAUAUACUUUAGAAUGACUACAUAGACUGUGUUCCAUCUUUAAGAUAUUCUAUGAUUUAUAAUCUACAGUAGGGCUGUUAAGUUGUUUUAAGUAUUUUCUAUUAAUAUGGCAUUGAACGUCUAUAGAUAAGACUUUCCAUACAAUCUUGUUUGUUUCCUUAAGAGAGAUUAUUAGAAAGAGAUGUGGGUCAGACAGUAUAUAUAUUUUUAAAGUCUGUUGAUAUAUUUAGAUAAAAUUCUUAUCCAGCAAUGCUGUAUUAAGAUAAUAACUAUUUAUAUUAGGAUCAAAUUCUUCAUCAUUCUGACUUCUCUGUAGUCCGUCAGUAGAAUGAAACCCAACUGUAAAAAGAGAGACAGAAGGUUACUUAUAAUUGAAAAAUACAUAGUAUCUUUUCAGCUGGGGAACUUCAAGACUACAAAUUACCCCUAAUGUUCUAAUUAGACACAUAAAGAAGACCCCUAUCGAUCAUUUCUCAACAAUUAUAUAGUCAACUAAUGUAACAAUGGUACUAAUAUUGGGACGCAGACUAAACAGAGAGGAUCUUGGGGUACGUGAUUCCCCAGCAACUAAGCGUAAAGUUUUUGAAAUGGACCCUAAAUCUCUGACAGGUCAUGAGUUUUUUGACUUCUCUUCAGGAUCAUCCCAUGCUGAAAACAUACUCCAGAUAUUUAAUGAGUUCCGAGACAGCCGCUUAUUCACAGAUGUUAUCAUCUGUGUGGAAGGAAAGGAGUUUCCUUGCCAUAGAGCUGUUCUUUCAGCCUGUAGCAGCUACUUCAGAGCUAUGUUUUGUAAUGACCACAGGGAAAGCCGAGAAAUGUUGGUUGAGAUCAAUGGUAUUUUAGCUGAAGCCAUGGAAUGUUUUUUGCAGUAUGUUUAUACUGGAAAGGUGAAGAUCACUACAGAGAAUGUUCAAUAUCUCUUUGAAACCUCAAGCCUCUUUCAGAUUAGUGUUCUCCGUGAUGCAUGUGCCAAGUUCUUGGAGGAGCAACUGGAUCCUUGUAAUUGCUUAGGAAUUCAGCGCUUUGCUGACACCCAUUCACUCAAAACACUCUUCACAAAAUGUAAAACUUUUGCAUUACAGACUUUUGAGGAUGUGUCCCAGCAUGAAGAAUUUCUUGAGCUUGACAAAGAUGAACUUAUUGAUUAUAUUUGUAGUGAUGAACUUGUUAUUGGUAAAGAGGAGAUGGUUUUUGAAGCCGUCAUGCGUUGGGUCUAUCGUGCUGUUGAUCUGAGAAGACCAUUGUUACACGAGCUCCUGACACAUGUGAGACUCCCUCUUUUGCAUCCCAACUACUUUGUUCAAACAGUCGAGGUGGACCAAUUGAUCCAGAAUUCUCCUGAGUGUUACCAGUUGUUGCAUGAAGCAAGACGGUACCACAUACUUGGGAAUGAAAUGAUGUCCCCAAGGACUAGGCCACGCAGGUCCACUGGCUAUUCAGAGGUGAUAGUUGUUGUUGGAGGCUGUGAACGAGUUGGAGGAUUUAACCUUCCAUAUACUGAGUGUUAUGAUCCUGUAACAGGAGAAUGGAAGUCUUUGGCUAAGCUUCCAGAAUUUACCAAAUCAGAGUAUGCAGUCUGCGCUCUAAGGAAUGACAUUCUUGUUUCAGGUGGAAGAAUCAAUAGUCGUGAUGUCUGGAUUUAUAACUCACAGUUAAAUAUUUGGAUCAGAGUUGCCUCUCUAAAUAAAGGCAGAUGGCGUCACAAAAUGGCUGUCCUCCUUGGUAAAGUAUACGUCGUAGGAGGCUAUGAUGGACAAAACAGACUUAGCAGCGUAGAGUGUUAUGAUUCCUUUUCGAAUCGAUGGACUGAAGUAGCUCCCCUUAAGGAAGCAGUGAGUUCUCCUGCAGUGACUAGCUGUGUAGGCAAAUUGUUCGUGAUUGGUGGAGGACCUGAUGAUAAUACUUGUUCUGAUAAGGUUCAAUCUUAUGAUCCAGAAACCAACUCUUGGCUACUUCGUGCAGCUAUCCCAAUUGCCAAGAGGUGUAUAACAGCUGUCUCCUUAAACAACCUGAUCUAUGUUGCUGGUGGACUGACCAAGACAAUAUACUGUUAUGAUCCAGUUGAAGACUACUGGAUGCAUGUACAGAAUACAUUCAGCCGACAGGAAAACUGUGGUAUGUCUGUGUGUAAUGGUAAAAUAUAUAUCCUGGGUGGAAGACGGGAAAAUGGAGAAGCCACAGACACUAUUCUCUGUUAUGAUCCUGCGACAAGUAUCAUCACAGGGGUAGCUGCAAUGCCCAGGCCAGUGUCCUAUCAUGGCUGUGUGACUAUCCAUAGAUACAAUGAGAAAUGCUUUAAGCUUUAAAGCCAGGAUACCUCACCAAGAAGCCACACUGAUCCAAGAUGAGAGGUUUUAAAAACUCCUGAGUGGGAACUUGACUUAUCUCCUCUGUGCCAUAUUCAAAAAAUAGUAAAACCAAUAAUCCUGGUGCCUUUCUCCCCAGUACAUCAGUCUUUCAAACUGUAAUAAAGCCUUUGCUGUAAUGGAAAGAAGUUGUUAAAGAUAAUUAUGGUGAUUGUUGCUUGACCUUUGAGAGUUACCCUUGUAUUUGUUAAGAAGCCUCUGUGGAGUAGGAAAUAAUGUCUGCCUGAAUACUUUUUUAGAAAUUUGUGAAUGGUCUUUUCAUUUAUGUAUGUUUAUCUGCAAGACUGUAUAUUCCUUAUUUUGUCAUUUAUGUAAAGAAAAAUUGCAUGACUGAGGCUUCAUUUAGGUUGACUCACCUAAUGCUGAGAAUGCUUAGUAUGUAUUCUUAGGGAGAAAAAUCAAUUUUAAAAAUCUUUGUCACAGACAUAGCAUAUCCACAUUGAUUAAUUUUAUUGAAGGGUUUUCCCCCCCCCCGCAAUUGAUAAAAUUGUAAUGAUAACAAUUCGAGUAUCAUAAAAUACUGAAUUAUUGUGACUUCAUUGUUAGAACUGCUGUCUUAUAUUAAACAUGUUUUGGGGGGAGGAGUUAGGUAGGAGAUACAGAUAUAAGUGCCCAUAAAAGGGGGAUGAAAAUUACAAGUUAAUUUGUAAGAAAAAAUUAAACAACUAUUUAAGAGAAUGGGACCCACUGUGGCUCUCAAAGUAUUUAUGCAUCAUCUCUAAGUCCUCUAAGGAAGUCUCUUUCCUUUAACCUGACAAAGGAGUUGAAAUCCAUUUUGCAACGUUGUCGUGUGAAAACUAGGAAAGGGUUUUCUCCCCAGCCAAUAGGUUUGACCUCAUUAGUAUGGUGCUUUGGGUCAGAACCUCUUCCUUGGUUAUUCUGCUUUCUUUGAAACGGCUAAAAAACUGAGAAUCUCUACUGUUGAAGUGCCUUUAAUAGGCUAAAGCAGGGACCACUUACCUCAGUGGGUCCAUUUUUCUUUUAAACUUAGCUCUGAAAAAAAAACAACAGUGGUUCCAGUCUUCUGAGAUAAAUCCAAAUUGUAUUAAUUUGUGUAAAACAGACUGAUUUGUCUAGAUUUCUCAACUACAGUUUAUGAAGCUUACCAGUUUUCAGAGAGGAAUGUCAAAAUUUUUUCCAAGGCAAAUAAAUGGAUAUGGCAGGAACUACAGCCUAAGUAAUUAUUGUGAUUCCUGGAUGGACGGAUAUAAUUUACAACAUUUUAGGGAUGUACCAGGUAGCCUACUGUAUUUUAACUUCCCAGUCAAUGUUGUCUCUCACUUUGGAAUUGCAUACUCCUUUUCAUAAUAGGGAUGAUGCAAAUACAUGAUUAUAGUGUCACCAGAUUUUUGUUAAAACCAAAGUAGUCAUCAAAAAACCUAACAUUGGUAAACUUGUUUUCCCCCUUAUUCUAGAAUGACACAGACGUUUCAAAUAGAGAAACUUUACAGCUUAGGAUCUAAAUUCAAGUCAAUUUUAAAAUGAUACAUAAUUUUCUGUGAUAACUAUCAAAGCAAUUUAGAAAAUAAUUAGUUGAAAAACAGUUAUAUAUACAAUUGGGAUGCUUGUAUUGUAAUUUUAUAAUAAAUAUCUUCAUUAUACUUUUGUAGAUAAUGGAACCUAUUUAGUUCAGAAAUUCUUUAUAGUAAAUGAGAUAAUGUAUGAAAACAUGUUUUGUAAAUGCUUAGAAUUAUACAAACAAUAGUUGUUAUUUUUAUGUGUAUUUGUAAGCUCUUGUCCGUACAGAGACUUCACAUAAAAAAAAAAAAAACUUUCUUAAGAUACCUUUGUAUUCUAGUAUUUUUGUCUAUUGUAAAAGUAUUAACUAUUUACUUAUAUUUUAUUUUACAUUUAUUUUCAUAUCCAUGUGUUUGUUGUAGUAAAAUUGAAAUGAAACCUUAACAAAAAUAAUUUGUUUAAACACAGACCUCAUAUCAAUAUUGUUUAAUUUUUUCUCUACAUAAUUUUUAAACUACAUAAAUUAAGUAGUUGCAAUUUAUGUUGAAGGCCACCAAGUACUUAGCAUGAAUCCUAGAAAAUUAAAGUAAUUUUUUAAAGUUACACAACUGAUAUUUUAACUUACUUUAAUUAUUUUUCUUCCUGUUUCUAAUUCUUGACUAAUAAUGGCAUUCGCCUUGAUUUUAAAAAAAUAUUUUAGGAUACAAUUAGUAUAUCAAAAGGGAUAUAUCAACCAAAUUGGUGUCAGAUUAUAUUCAUUCUGUCAUCCUAUCGUUGGCAGAUUUUUCUCUUGACAGGUGAUGCUUGAAUGAGCCUCUGGGUUAGUAUGCAUGUGUAUACCUGUAUAGAUAGAUAGAUAGAUAGAUAGAUAGAUAGAUAGAUAGAUAGAUAGAUAGAUGGAAUGAUUGUGGACACACACAUAUACAAACACCAAGAAUUUUUGCAGUUUGUGAUGAUCAGAAAAAAAAAACACAAAGUAAAAAUUAGUUGAUCGUGUUAAAUUUGAUUCCAUAAGAUUUUUGUUGUUGUUUGGGCAUUUCUAGAGUACUUUUUUACAUUUGAAAGUACAAGAUAAGUAUUAGUAAUGAUGACUUAUAUACCAUCAGAAUCUAUAUAACCAGUUUUUACAAGAUUAGAAAACAAAUUGGCAGCAGAGAUGUUUGCUAACUCCAGCUUGAUACUUCAGUUGGAAAGAGAAUUUGAACGUAUGCUCUGUGGAUAACAGAAAAAUAGUUUUUGUGUUUGUUGCAUGUGUGUGUUUCAUGAACUUGUAUCCUUUUCCAUAUUCUUCCUCUGUGAAUGAGUGACAGAGUGAUCUAACUUCCUCCUUUUCUACUGAAAUACUCCCACUGACUGUACUGCACAGGCAUGAAAUGGUAGCCUAUUGGGUCUUCAGUAACUUUUUUUUUCCUAAAUGAGUGAAACAUAAGAUAUUUAACUCCAUUUAAACCAGGUUAAGAAAAGUUGAGAUUUUGAGAGAGAGAGAGAGAGAGAGAGACACUCAGGGAGGGUAUUAACUUGUCACUUUUGCCUAUCUGGGUGUUUAAAGUGCCAUAACUAAAUAACUUUCAGUUGAUGAUUCUAGAGUAAAUUAAAUUUGGUAAAGGAGCUUCACACGUGGCAGUGGUUAAACAUUCUUUUGUAUUUAAAAAAAUUAAAACGUUUUGUGAACUGGUAUAUUUUCUCUUAGUGAAUAUGAAUUGUUUCUUUAUCUCUACUGUCAAUACCCUUUUUAAAACUCAGGAAAGACAAAGGUUCAAUUAUACCACUUUUGUCAAUGUGCAAACCAGGUGUAUGUUUCUUUUUCCUGUUAUCUGGAUAUGGUAAUAGAUUUUUUAAAAAUUACUGUGAGAACCCAUACAUGAAAAGAGAGGAGUUGAAUUGUUUGUGUGUGCCUUUUGAGUCUUGAGCUUUACAUGUGGGAAAGACAUCUACUCCAGACUAUUUUUCAAAGAGAGGGAGAGAUUGCUAUUUAUGUGGUGCCAAGUGAUAAGAUAAUGUCUCACAAAGGCUUCCUAUGGAUUGCCUUUAUUUUUAGUAAACUCAAGACACUGGUUAACCUCAACAUAAUUUUGGCCUUAUUAGAAUUUCUUGUUCUUUAUGUUGAAAGCCAGGUUUACAUAACCUCAUCCCCAUUAUUCUUUUUAGGUAAAUAAAUUGACCUUACCAAGGCACCAGAAUAGGAGAAUUUGGUUGACCUAUAAAACAGUAGGUGUGACUAGCUAGCUAUGCUAAUAGUCAUUUCUAAAAUGUUAGGCACCAGAAACCACUUGAGCCAGGCGUGUGAACUGAUAAUUCCAGAGACAUUUUCAACAUAUGUUAGACAUUUUUAAAUGUUUUAUAUGAAUGUUUUACAUUUGUGUGAUUGCUUUAGAUAUUAAAUUUACUUAGUGCUAAAGAUGAUCAUAAUUUUUAAAGAAUAGCAAGUCAUAACUUAUUUUAUAUAUUGUUCCAAAGAAAACAAUUUGUUUUAAUGUUUUCAAAAUAACUACAUCUGAAUUUGUUUAUGUGCCUUAAGUUCUCCAGUGCUAUUUCAAUUUUUUUCAAUCUAAGCAAAGCUUACCUUAGUAAGUUUCAUAUUUGUUUCCUAUAGAGUACAUAAACUUCCCCCUUAAAUAUUUUAAUGAGCACCAACUGUGAUUGCUUGGCAGAAUGAGAAUGUUAAAGAGAAGUCAUUGGGUGCUUGGAGUUUUAUUAUAUUUUUAUUUUUUGAUACCUAGGUGCUUUUUAAAAUAUUUAGACAAACAUUUAUCUUAUUUUGAUUAAGCCCUUGUAAAUGUCAUUUGAAAUAUCUACAUCUAGUGUCAAAAAAGUAUUUAUCUAAUUUCUUUCGUUCCAUUCUUCAUACUAUUUUUUUCCCUCUACAUGCUUUUACUUUAACUUUCUUGAGAAAGCAUUUCUUCCCUUUCCUAUCACUCCUCCCUGCAGUUUAUAUAAAUUCUAUUGAGACUCAAACAACCCAAUUUUAAAACUGAACUAAGUAUAAUCUGCUUUACAACUAGUACAGACCUGUGGCAGCCAAAGUCAUUUGCUUUCAGUUAGCUACUAUGGAAUCUUCACAGUGAAAUGUAUUGCAUUGUUCUCAAUUCAGUUGUAGCACAUUAAUAUUUACAUGUUUUGUUUUUAUUCUUACAUAGUUUAAAUUUUUAAGAAGUUGUAAAAUGUCUUUUAACCAUUAUUACUUGACUGUAUGGUUACAUUAAAUUUUGUUUACCAAAAA
Messenger RNA from Ictidomys tridecemlineatus (thirteen-lined ground squirrel), 7735 nucleotides. RefSeq names its product kelch like family member 24 (gene Klhl24). NCBI's taxonomy places the organism in Eukaryota, Metazoa, Chordata, Mammalia, Rodentia, Sciuridae. The record is from RefSeq and is a predicted model, not a curated record. Gene Ontology annotation, molecular function: protein binding.